AAAAUUGCAAAGAAGGAAUACGAGCUCACAACAAUUAUGUUCCCAGGACUAAAAGACAAAUUGUAUUAAUUUGUUACUCUAUAACAUUAAUGACAUUUAUUUCAAAUUAAUUCUUAUUUUUGAUUGAGCAUGUAAGCAAAAAAUAUAUUUUUUCGUCUUUGUGGCCACAGGCUUUUGUUUAUAUUUGGUAUUUAUAUUUUACGAAACACGGCAUUAAACUCACGGAUGUUUCUUGAUUAAACUGAGUCUGUAUAAAGAAGAAUCAACGAAACCCUCCAUUAACCAUCACAUCUACAGAAAUACGAAUGAACUCAUGACGCCAAAUAACUUGGUUACAUAGAUAAUACAUGUUCGUACAAUCCAGAAAAUUCUCACUACUAACUCCUGUUUUUUUUUUUUCAAACUUUUCCCUAGCGAAGAAUGGUUUUCGUUGUCUCUGUGUUUUUUUAGUUUCACACUAUGUCGACUAAUGUAGAUAAAAAAUCGUAUAUAUGUGAUAUAUGUGAGAAGUCUUUUACACUAAUGUGUAAUUUAAAGAUGCAUCUAUGUACGCACAAAGAUGAGAAACCACGUGUGUGCGAAAGGAGUGGCAAGUCCUUCAGACAAGAAGAUAGUUUGUCCUUCAGACAAGAAGAUAGUUUAAAGAAGCAUAUGCUUAUUCAAACUGGUGAAAAACCAUUUGUGUGUAAUAUGUGUAAUAAGUCAUUUACACUAAAUAGCAACUUAAAACGGCAUUUUCUCACGCACACAGGUGAGAAGCGUUAUGCAUGUGUAAUGUGCAGCAAGUGUUUUGCUGCUAAGUGUAAUUUAAACAGGCAUAUGCGUAUCCACCGAAAUGAAAAACCUUAUGUAUGUCAAAUAUGUAAUUUAUCCUACGUACAAAAAUGUAAUUUGGAGCGACAUAUGAAUGUGCAUAACAGCCAGAAAAGACAUGAAUGUGACACCUGCAGCAAAACGUUUGCAACAAAGGAUUACUUGCGAAAUCACUACCGUAUACAUUCAGGAGAGAGACCGCAUGUAUGUGAUGUAUGCUGCAAAUCAUUUAUACACAGAUCUGAUUUAAGCAGGCACAUUAAUAUUCACUCGGGAGAGAAAUCAUACACGUGUGAAAUAUGUGGCAGAUCAUUUUUAAUGAAGAGUAGCUUGUUGUGUCACACUCGUAUACAUUCAGGUGAUAAACCUCAUGUGUGUGAUAAAUGUAAUAAAGCAUUUGUAUCAAAGACAGAUUUAAACGUGCACAUACGUAGACACACCGGUGAGAAGCCGUAUAAAUGUAUUAUCUGUAGUAAAUGUUUUUCAUGGAAAGUUUAUUUGAAUUUGCACAUGCGGACCCACAGUGGAGAGAAACCAUAUGUUUGUGACAUGUGUGGCAAGGCUUUUGGAUGGAAAUGUAGUUUAAAUGCACAUCUUCGUCUCCACAGUAGUGAAAAAAAGUUUGUAUGCGAUAUAUGUAGGAAAGCAUUUGCCCAAAAAGAUCAUUUGAAUGCUCAUUGUCUUACACAUUCAGAAGUGAAACCGUGUAUUUAAAUUUAUGUUAAUUUUCAUUUUUUCAUAAAAGUUAAUCUUUAAUUGUGAAUUAGAGGUAGCAGUUUUUGAUGAAUGCUUAUGUAAACAUGCAUUUGGAUAUAGUAACGUGAACAUUAAUGAGUUAAAUAUGCUAAAUUGCUUCAAUAUUGAAACUGGGAAUCUGUUUCAAGGGCCUCAGAUUAGUUGAGAAUAUAAGGUAACAACUGUGAACAUAAAUGAAGGAGUGAAAUUUUUAUUAAAUAUGGUCUAAAUUGUGUAAAAAUAAAUAAAUAUAUAAAGCAGACA
Stegodyphus dumicola is the source of this 1812-nucleotide messenger RNA. RefSeq lists its product as uncharacterized. Gene Ontology annotation, biological process: regulation of transcription by RNA polymerase II. The record is from RefSeq and is a predicted model, not a curated record. Gene Ontology annotation, molecular function: DNA-binding transcription factor activity, RNA polymerase II-specific; RNA polymerase II cis-regulatory region sequence-specific DNA binding. Lineage: Eukaryota; Metazoa; Arthropoda; Arachnida; Araneae; Eresidae.